CUUGUUAUCUCUUGGAGCAGAACGUUGUAACGAUCAUAGGGCCCAGUAGUUCCACCCACAUUAAAGUCGCCCACUCCCCUAUAGGAAAUCUUGGAGUACCUCAUCUGGCCCCAACUGCAACAGACCCUACCCUGUCGUUCAACCAAGCUGGGCAGCCGCCUUACCCUUCUUUAAUCAAAGUGACGCCCCCUGACAGUUUCCAGAUGACAGCUUUGACCGCCUUCAUGCUGAAGUUUAAAUGGAAAGCUAUUGCUAUUGUAGCAGAAAGCACGGAUUAUGGUCUAAACGGAUUGAUCGAGCUCCAGCGAAUAGCGACCUCUAGAAACAUCGUAGUAGUCAGUGCAGAAACAUUUGUACAAACAAGGGAUCCUGAGAACCUGGAUGCUAUUGAUGUCUUGGAAGCUAUUAAGAGUAAAGGUGUCCGAAUAGUUACCUUACACUGCGUCAUUGACUACGCAAAAGUCAUCCUCAAACAAGCUCACCAAUUAGGAAUGCUGGAAGAGGGUUGGGCAUGGUUCGUCACUGAUGGGGUUACUUUCUCGGGUGGUAAGGCACUGUUUGAGCCAAAUGGAAAGGUCCCGGAUUAUAUGACAGGAAUUAUAGGCACCCAACCACCACUUCAAGAAAACCUUCUCUUGAAGAAAAUGAAGCAAGAUUUAGAGGUUAAAGUUCGCCGAACUGUUGAUAUCUCGGAGCUACCUGCCGCAGCCCGUAUAUACGAUGCUGUUCUCGCAGUUGCCUAUGGCCUUCACUCUCUGAUUUCCCGUCAAAAUUUUAAUAUCCCUUCUUUUUCACGUGGCACGUGCUCCAAUGCUACAGUGAACUAUUGGGAUGAUGGCAAAGAACUCUUUCGAUCCAUUCUUGAAAUAAAAAAUGUGAGAGGUCUUCAAGGAAACCUGGAAUUCAACGACUUUGGUUUUUAUUCAAACAUCGCCUACAGUCUAGUUAACCUUCAACCGACCGGAUUUACUGAGUUUGGAAACUGGACCAUGUCAAACGGUCUAGAGGAGCUGAAGUUCACAUCAGCACCAUUAUUUCCAGGAGGGAUUAAGUCACCUCCUGGCGGCGCGGUGUAUGAAUUAACUAAUAAGACUCUUCGUGUUGUAGUACUUGAGGAACCCCCGUUCGUCAUGAAAAAUCAAGAUUACGACCCAAAAGAUCCUCAGAGCCAACAAUACGUAGGAUACUGUAUGGACCUUCUUACGAAACUCCAAAAAAUCUUCAACUUCCGGUAUACUGUAUACGAAGUUACACAGUACGGUCGUAAACAUCCGGUUACCAAACGAUGGAACGGACUAGUAAAGGAGUUAGUUGAUGACGUAAGUAAUGUAACAGUAUACGAAGUUACACAGUACGGUCGUAAACAUCCGGUUACCAAACGAUGGAACGGACUAGUAAAGGAGUUAGUUGAUGACGUAAGUAAUGUAACAGUAUACGAAGUUACACAGUACGGUCGUAAACAUCCGGUUACCAAACGAUGGAACGGACUAGUAAAGGAGUUAGUUGAUGACACUAUUGACCCUGGGUUCAUCAACUUCCCUGCCCGUGUUGUCAUCGGAGUUUGGUGGUUCACCAACGUUGUACUAAUUUCUGCUUACACCGCUAAGUUGGCUGCUGUUUUCACUGCAGAACGCCUUGUAACAGGUGAUCCUGGUCGAUAUGCUUUCAUUUUUGAUUCUCCCGUGUUAGACUUCGCAGCCCAGCAGGAGCCAUGUAACACCGAAACUAUUGGACUUUUCGCACCUCAAAACUACGGCUUUGGUCUGCAGAAAGACUCCCCCUACGAGGAAAAGUUCAGCCUUGGUAUCCUCAAGCUGAAGGAAGAAGGAUUCUUAGAAAUGCUGUACGAACGGUGGUUUAAGGGAAUAUGCAGCCAAGUUACUGCUUCCCGGACAAAAUCGGAAAACUAUCAACUGGCAUUUAACGCCAUGAUUGGUGUAUUUUCCUGUCUGAGUGGCGGAAUAGGAAUUAGCCUUUUGGUUGUAGCCGGAAGUUGGCUGGUUGUUUGUAUCAAGAAGAUGAGAAAGGAAAAGAAUAGUCGCUUGAGAGUUUAUCCGGCUAACCGUUCUUAUCCUACAGAAAUCCUUGACCGUAAAGGAGCCACCUGGACUUGGAUAACUGGAAGGCAAUGA
Messenger RNA from Limulus polyphemus (Atlantic horseshoe crab), 2132 nucleotides. Its product is annotated as glutamate receptor ionotropic, NMDA 1-like. Gene Ontology annotation, cellular component: plasma membrane. Lineage: Eukaryota; Metazoa; Arthropoda; Merostomata; Xiphosura; Limulidae. The transcript has 12 exons. The record is from RefSeq and is a predicted model, not a curated record. Gene Ontology annotation, molecular function: glutamate-gated receptor activity. The annotation marks the transcript as partial.